Molecule: messenger RNA, 2558 nt
Organism: Propithecus coquereli (Coquerel's sifaka)
Lineage: Eukaryota; Metazoa; Chordata; Mammalia; Primates; Indriidae
Gene: MBOAT7
Product: membrane bound O-acyltransferase domain containing 7
Exons: 8
Coding region: 486-1904 (472 amino acids)
Biological process (GO): phosphatidylinositol biosynthetic process; lipid modification
Cellular component (GO): membrane; mitochondria-associated endoplasmic reticulum membrane contact site
Molecular function (GO): lysophospholipid acyltransferase activity
Source: RefSeq, a predicted model, not a curated record
GUACUCGACUAUCUCCGAAGUAAGCCGAAGCCUGUGGCCCCGCCUCCAAACGGUGAGCGCAAGCUCCCGAUUGUGCCCGAAGGAAUCCGAACGGAGGUCCUGCCUCAUCCCGAACGCUCAGCUCCAGGCCCCGCCUCCUCUCCCGGGCCCGUGCAGUUCACCUCCCAAAGCUUCUGUCCCUCCUCCUUCCGAACCCGAAGCCCCGCCCCCUCACGUACUCGCGGCUCGGAGCCCCGACUGGGUAGAUCCCGGCCCGGGUCUAGGCGCCGGCUCGUGCUCUCAGGCGCCCGCUCCGGGGCUCCUUCUCUGCCCGGCCCGGAUCCUGCCAGUGGCCGCCUCCCCGGCCCGAUCGGGGCGGCCCGGCCGGCCCAGCGAAAGAGCAGGCGGCGCGGGGGCGUGCUGGGCGGGGGAGGCGUGGUCGGAGCCGCUGCGGCCCGCGGGCUGGAACUGCUCGGCCGCCUGCUGCCGGGCGGGCGGCUCAGACCAUGUCGCCUGAAGAAUGGACAUAUCUAGUGGUUCUUCUUAUCUCCAUCCCCAUCGGCUUCCUCUUUAAGAAGGCGGGACCUGGGCUGAAGAGAUGGGGGGCAGCAGCUGUGGGCCUGGGGCUCACCUUGUUCACCUGUGGCCCCCACACUUUGCAUUCCCUGGUCACCAUCCUGGGGACCUGGGCCCUCAUUCAGGCCCAGCCCUGCUCCUGCCACGCCCUGGCUCUAGCCUGGACCUUCUCCUAUCUCCUGUUCUUCCGAGCCCUCAGCCUGCUGGGCCUGCCCACUCCCACGCCCUUCACCAAUGCCGUCCAGCUGCUGCUGACACUGAAGCUGGUGAGUCUGGCCAGUGAAGUGCAGGACCUACACCUGGCCCAGAGGAAGGAAAUGGCCUCAGGCUUCAGCAAGGGGCCCACCCUGGGACUGCUGCCCGACGUUCCCUCCUUGAUGGAGACGCUCAGCUACAGCUACUGUUACGUGGGCAUCAUGACAGGCCCGUUCUUCCGCUACCGCACCUACCUGGACUGGCUGGAACAGCCCUUCCCCGGGGCAGUGCCCAGCCUGCGGCCCCUGCUGCGGCGCGCCUGGCCGGCCCCACUCUUCGGCCUGCUGUUCCUGCUGUCCUCCCACCUCUUCCCGCUGGAGGCCGUGCGCGAGGACGCCUUCUACGCCCGCCCGCUGCCCGCCCGCCUCUUCUACAUGAUCCCCGUCUUCUUCGCCUUCCGCAUGCGCUUCUACGUGGCAUGGAUUGCCGCAGAGUGCGGCUGCAUUGCCGCCGGCUUUGGGGCCUACCCCGUGGCCGCCAAAGCCCGGGCCGGGGGCGGCCCCACCCUCCAAUGCCCACCCCCCAGCAGUCCGGAGAAGGCGGCUUCCCUGGAGUACGACUAUGAGACCAUCCGCAACAUCGACUGCUACAGCACAGACUUCUGCGUGCGGGUGCGGGACGGCAUGCGGUACUGGAACAUGACAGUGCAGUGGUGGCUGGCGCAGUACAUCUACAAGAACGCUCCUUUCCGUUCCUACGUCCUGAGGAGCGCCUGGACCAUGCUGCUGAGCGCCUACUGGCACGGCCUCCACCCGGGCUACUACCUGAGCUUCCUGACCAUCCCGCUGUGCCUGGCUGCCGAGGGCCGGUUGGAGUCAGCACUGCGGGGGCGGCUGAGCCCUGGGGGCCAGAAGGCCUGGGACUGGGUGCACUGGUUCCUGAAGAUGCGCGCCUAUGACUACAUGUGCAUGGGCUUUGUGCUCCUGUCCAUGGGCGACACUCUCCGGUACUGGGCCUCCAUCUACUUCUGCAUCCACCUCCUGGCUCUGGCGGCCCUGGGGCUGGGGCUGGCUUUGGGCGGGGGCAGCCCCAGCCGGCGGAAGACAGCAUCCCAGGCCACCAGCCUUGCCCCAGAAAAGCUCCGGGAGGAGUAAGCUGCCACCACGCUCCCUCUGCCAGCUUUUCCAGCCACCAAGCUUUUGCUUGGGAAUUCUGUGAACCAGGCUGCUGUCUCCUUUCCCGGAAAGAGCCCUGAAUCUGGCUGGGGUCCUGGAGAGGAUUCCCUUUUCCUGAGCUAAAGACCCUGCCUCCAAGUGAAGCCUCUCUGGGGGGCGACCUCCCCAGACUUCUCCUGCCUCCUGGCCCUGUGCCCUGGGACCUCCGCUGGCCACUUUCCCUCCUAUAAAAUCAAUGUAUUGUCCAGACAGGAGUCUCGCCCUGUUCCUGCUCCAGCUUCCGGGCAUCCAGAGAGCGCUGCGCUUGCCCAGAACAGCAGGGACUGAUGGACGGUGUGGUUUCUUGGGCAGAUUCCCUUUCUUUGGAUCCACAGUCCAAAGUAGGGAACCUCUUUCUUGUGUAUUUCACUCUGCUUUCAGCUCAAUAAACCAGUAUUUCAGACUGGGAAGGGAACAUAACCUGCCCGUUUCAUAGGGGGAAACUGAGGUGCAGAUGAGCAGGCCUGUGACUGCCGUCGGCAGCUCCCGUCUGAGUCACCUCAGGUCCCCAGUGUUCCUGUCAACCCUCUGUCAUCCGUUGGCCUACCUAAGACGGCUCAGAAUGUGUAAGUCUUUCCCAAUAAAGUGCUACAC